Molecule: messenger RNA, 864 nt
Organism: Mucor velutinosus
Lineage: Eukaryota; Fungi; Mucoromycota; Mucoromycetes; Mucorales; Mucoraceae
Exons: 1
Coding region: 1-864 (287 amino acids)
Molecular function (GO): protein binding
Source: RefSeq, a predicted model, not a curated record
AUGACACCAUCCUCCUCGGCCUUCUCCCGUCGAUAUUUAACCUCUUCAUCCAAAUACGCCAACUUACACGUCAAUGCUCGUCCUGCUGAGCCUUCUAUUGCCAUUACAAAACUAGCUACCCAAGGUCGACCGAACGAAGCAUUAGCAGUCUAUUUGCAGCUAAUUCAAGACGGUGGGUUUCCUAGCCGAGAAUCACUUUACCAAUUGACAAGAGCGUUAUACAAAUCAUCCAACUUGCAAGGAAUGUAUGCGAUUCAUGAUACCCUUAUUUCUUAUUACAGCAUCCACCCGGCGUCCAACAAGAGUGCUCGAUCCAUGAUUUACAUGUAUACCAUGCUGAUCAAUCUCAUUGCGAAACACAAACCUGUCAAUUUCGAUACAAUACGAGCUUUGUGCAAAGAAAUGUCUCAAUUCACUACCACCAGUAACAUUGUGCUGUACAAUACGCUGAUCAAGACACUGCUGGACAACAAUCAAGUGACGCAGGCACAUGCCCUAUUCAAAGAUCUGCUCUGCAACACGACACUGAAUCCCACGAUUAGCACUUAUACCAUUUUGAUGAAGGACGCAUCGAAACGAAGAGAAUACAGCCGAAUAUUGGACUAUUUGGAGGAGAUACAGUCGAGAAGGAUCAUUAUGAACUAUGCGGUUGUGAGUAUUGUAACGGAUGCCUUGUGUGAUAUCAAGGAAUUUGACAAGGCAAUUCAUGUGGUGAAUGCGAUACAUCAUCCGAGAAAGAAGGACGAACUGAGCAGCCCGAAAUAUAGACUGCAACUGCUGAAAUCAAUAGAGGCAAGGCAGAGCAUGGCAAAUUUGAAAAAGAAAAAGAGGAGAAAGAAAGACAAUCAUGAGGAAGAUCCAUAG